Messenger RNA from Teleopsis dalmanni, 1339 nucleotides. It is a transcript of the gene IFT46, whose product is annotated as intraflagellar transport protein 46 homolog. Gene Ontology annotation, biological process: intraciliary transport; cilium assembly. The record is from RefSeq and is a predicted model, not a curated record. NCBI's taxonomy places the organism in Eukaryota, Metazoa, Arthropoda, Insecta, Diptera, Diopsidae. The transcript is spliced from 2 exons. Gene Ontology annotation, cellular component: motile cilium; centrosome; intraciliary transport particle B. The coding region runs from base 1 to 1206 and encodes 401 amino acids.
AUGAACUUUUAUGACGAAGAAAUAACCAUCAGAGGUCCCGACUCAAAGCAUUUGAGUAAUGUGAAAGUGGAGAGGCUGCCUAGCCGUGGUGCAAGUGACGUGAGCAAUGUGGCAGAUCCAGGAAGUAGCCUUACACAUAAGAAUCGUCCCAGUCAAAGGAAUAUCUUAAAAUUAAAUUCCACUGAGGAAGACGAUGGAUUGCUUCAAGACAUAAUUGAUCAUGACGAUGAAGAUGAAGAUGAUGAUGAUGAAGAUGACAGCGAUAUACAGCAAGCUAAAGCAUUGCCACUUAGAAAUAGCGGUCAGUUGAAACGACGUAGCGCGACACAGCGUCCAAAAAAUCGUCCAGGUAGUACACGUUCCAAUGGAGCUAUGAAUUUACCAACAGCGAAAGCUUUAGAAUUGGACUCUGAUCGCUCGGAUACUGAAUCUGAUGAUAUUGACUUAACACACCAGAAACAACAUCAACAACGUAGUAAUUCUAUUGGUGCACAUCAUGCUAUAGGCGAAUUAGCCCAACUCUCCAUCACACCGGAUAAAUGGAAAAAUCUUGAUGUACCUCAAGAGUUAAAGGAACUUUUUCCAUAUAUUCUAAAAUAUACACCACAAAGCAUUGAAACACACUAUCUCUUGCAACCUUUCAUACCAGAGUAUGUGCCUGCAGUUGGCGAUGUCGACGCAUUUCUAAAAGUAACAGUACCUACUCUACCACAACCCCAUCGUCUACAGGAAAUCAAUGAACAUUUAAGUAGAUUAGGUUUACAUUUUCUGGAUGAACCUUCCGGUGAACAAAGUGAGCCUAGCUUACUUAAUAUGAAACUACGUUCGAUGUUGACUGGUAGUGGCGUAAAUCCACGUUCGACUUCUGCUACACUCAUACCUACGGCGAAAUCAUCUAAGGAUAUUGAUAAGUGGAUAGCUGAAGUAGAACAGGUGCACAUGACACAGUCUGUGUACGAUGCGCAACCACGUAAAGAUAUCGAAUUAUUACAAUUGGAUUGGCCGCGGAAUUAUGCCGACGCAGCAGCAAUAAUACAGAGCGGUUAUCAACGCUGUGCGAAUAGUGAAAUCAGUUUGGAUGAAUAUAUAUGCUUGCUUUGCCAACAUUUUGGUGUUGAAGGUGCCUCAGAAACUCAAAUCGAUUAUAUUUUAAACGUACAUACAUUAUUCGCAUUGUAUUUAGUUGCCAAUCAGGCUUGGGACUAAGUCAACACACCAACGAAUAUUAUGUAUUAGUACUGUGUUCACACUUACAAUAAACGAACUUGAUUAACAUAAUUUUAUGGGGAUUUUGCCAAGUUAAUUGCCAUGCUGUGAACGUAGUGUUAAACUCAUUCUA